Colias croceus (clouded yellow) is the source of this 4686-nucleotide messenger RNA. It is a transcript of the gene cv-2, whose product is annotated as BMP-binding endothelial regulator protein-like. The record is from RefSeq and is a predicted model, not a curated record. NCBI's taxonomy places the organism in Eukaryota, Metazoa, Arthropoda, Insecta, Lepidoptera, Pieridae. The transcript is spliced from 8 exons. Gene Ontology annotation, molecular function: protein binding. The coding region runs from base 497 to 2506 and encodes 669 amino acids.
GACGUGGUGCAUUGUUGGCGCGCUGCAGGCUGGCCGGAGUCGCGAGAUUAGCGCGGGAGGCUGUAGGAACAGGUCCGACGCACGCGCGGGGCAGAGUCGCGCCGCGGCCGGCAACGACAACCGACCGGCCACGGCUCACCACUCAGUACUCGAUCUGCCUCGCCGCCGCCAACUUGCGUGGCCAUUGAGACCCCGUACUCAAACUUCGACGAUUCCCACUCGAUACAUUCGCUUCCAAAUUUUUAAAUAAAUGAUCAUUCGAAUAUUUUUCGCUCGCGAGUUUCAUUGUAUUGCACUAUAUUUACGUUUGCACGGUGCUUUUUCGUAAAACUUAACGGGCUCUUCAAGUGUCGGGAGUGAAGUUAAUGUUUCUGAAUGGUAUAAGUUGGCGGGAUUUCUAAUAUCAGUUUUAAAGGUGUUGCGCUCGAGUUGCGUGGUGCGAGGGUGUGAUGCGAGGGGCGCGGAGGGGCCCGCGCCGGCGCCGGUAGCCGCGACCAUGCGCCCGCGCACCGCUCAUGCGCUCGCUUGCUUGCUAGCUGUCGCUGUUGCGCUCACCAGCCACACUGCUGCUGCGUCUAGUGUUAUUAAAGGCCAGCGGGCGGCUUGCAACAACGAGGGCGACCCCGUGCGCCUGCAAGACGCGCGUCUUGAGCACGACUGGAGCAGCUGCUUCCGUUGCAUCUGUAAGAACGGUUUCGUGGAGUGCCGCAAAGGGAUGGAAGAGUGUGGCCCAAUGGAAGAUUGCGCGGUGGUAAUGCCUAGAGAAGGUUGCUGUGCCCGAUGCAAGGGUUGCUGGUACAAUGGCACAGACUACGCGUCGCACACUGAGUGGGGACAAGAUGGCAAGAUUUACAGAUGUGAAGCUGGCGUCGUCACUAUUUCCCGACCACAGUGCUAUGCACCGUGCGACAACCCUAAGCACCAACGACAUACACACUCGAAUUGUCCUGUUUGUGACGAAUGCGUGAUUAACGGUCAACGAGUGUGGGAAGGGCGUGAUGUUCGGAUUCCAGAAGAACCUUGCUUAUCAUGUCGAUGUGUCCGUGGAGCGCUGUCUUGCACCAAGCGGGCCUGUCCCGUGCUGCCGUGCGUGCGGUCGCAGCAGUUCACACCAGCUGGUGAAUGCUGUCCAAGGUGUUCGCAUCCUACGUCGGAUAAAAUAUUACCAACGAGUUUUCUGCCAAAGCCGUGCAUAAUUGGUAAGGAGUAUCACGCGCACCUGAGCAAGUUCCAAGUAGACCCCUGCACGGACUGCACGUGCAUGAACGGGACAGCGGUGUGCUCACGACACACCUGUCCGGUGUUAACAUGCGGGACACGCGCGCUGCCCGCCCCACCUGGGAAGUGCUGCCCGGAGUGCCCCAACAUUGAGGAGGCUAAGGCCGCUUGUAUAGUCGGCGGGAAAACAUACCAGGAUGGAGAAACGUGGCAAUUAGAUGCGUGUAAGUCUUGUGAAUGCCAUGCCGGGGAACCCAGAUGUGCGAUGGAGAGAUGCCCGUCACUAACGUGCCCCCCGGAUCAAACACUUAGACAAUUACCUGGACAGUGUUGCCAGAAAUGUGUAGACAUUGAUGGUAUUUGCACCGUAUUCGGCGAUCCACACUAUAAGACUUUCGAUGGAAAGUUUUAUAGUUUCCAGGGAUCCUGCAAGUACCAAUUAGUGUCUGAUUGCAAGAAUCACACAUUCUCUAUAAGAAUAUCGAACGACGCUCGAAAUACUUCACAUUCCUCUUGGACUCGGACUGCAACGCUUCGCAUUGGAUCUACCAAAAUAAACAUGGGUAGAAAAAUGCGGAUUAAAGUGAACGGACAUAGAAUAACAUUGCCUCACAACAUUAAAGGAAUAGCUGAUGUAAGCCGAAGCAACGGAUCUGUUAUUUUAAAAGCUAACAUAGGGUUGCAAUUGUUAUGGGACGGAGACGGAUUCUUAGAAGUUACGGUAUCUAGCUCAUACAAAGGAAAAUUAUGUGGUUUGUGUGGAAAUUUCAAUUCGAUUGCUAGAGACGACAUGAGGACUAGAGACGGUAGACUUAUCAGUGAUACAUGGAGAUUUGGUACUUCUUGGCGAGUAGGAGGACAUCGCGCUUGCACCAGACGCCAAGAACGGCCGGGAAUGAAUACACGUUGCAGAGCGUCCAAACUGACUAAAGCGCGUCGUUUGUGUAAGGCGUUUGAAAAUCACGAGGCUUUUUCUGAGUGUGGCGCAAAAGUGAACCCGUAUAACUAUAAAGAAGCAUGCCUAUUAGAUGCUUGUAGUUGUUCAGGCGUACGUUGCCACUGUGCUGCGUAUAGAGCGUAUGCAAGGGAGUGUACUCGAGUGAGUGCAGAACCUAUGAAUUGGAUGAAGGCUGUGUGGUGUGAGGGUCCAGCUCCAGCUUGGCUACUUCGCGGAAGGAAAGGUCGAAAUCGUGGAGCAAAGUCAAAGGAGCAAAGCUUUCCAGAGUUGAGCACGAUACAGAUUCGUAAUAAUAGUCGUGUCCGACCACCUCCGCCAAUAUUGCAUUAGCUUACCAAGGGCGACAAUAUUACUAGUCAAAACUGCCAGUGUGGUACUGUUAGCUUGUUACAGGAUUCUCAAAGGGAAAACGACGACGCACUGCCUUCCAGUUGCGGCUGAAAGUUGCAACGGGUUUGAUUAUGGAAUGAAGAUCUUUUUACUUAAACAGUAUUCGUAGAACUACUUAUAGUUAGGUAAUAAUCAAAUGCAUAGUAAUAAUAACACCACCUAUAGCUCAAUAUUACCUCGCUAACGACCAGCUUCUAUUAAUAUAAGCGUAUAAAUAUGUAACGUAAGAAAUACUUUGUCUUGAAAAAACGUAUAUACAUAAUGUUAAAAUUAAUUUUAUCGUUGGAUAUAAACAAAUUGUAUCAAAAAUAUUUAUUGCUUCUUGCUGGUUGUUAUAUUUAGGGGAAUUUAUAUACAAUUGAAAACGGCACAUAGGUAUAAAUUAACAUAAGAUGAAAGUGUGUUUAUAUUGAAUUAUUAUCAAAUUAUGUGAUAUUAAGUUUUUGAUUACGACUUCAAAUAGACGAUUUAAAUACAUAGUUCAAAUUGAGAUCUCAUUCCUAGGUAGUUUUCGAAAUAUAGAUACAUAGAAUAUUAUAGUAGCCGAAGUAAAGAAGCUAUUUAAUUCGUAAUGAAAAGAACAAAUGACAAGUAAAACUACAAUAUUUUAUGCUUAGAUGACAUACUUUUAACUUUUAAUUUCAUAGCAAAUAAUAUUUACUGUAUAUGUAUUAUUAUAAGUAAAAAAUAAUCAGCAUUCUCUUGAAGUAAAUCAAUGUAUUUUUUCCAUUAGACUUGUAAAAUUGUAUAUAUACCAAAAAUACGUGUAUGUAACAUUUUGAAGACUAAAAAUUUAGUUAUAAAUGCGUUACCAAUGAAUUUUAUAUUGAUUUUGAAUGAUUCUUCUACGACAAAUAUUUUAUAAUGUUAUAUUUUUAGAAUAUUUUUAAUUUACUUUAAUAUAGACGUAUUUAUUGAAAUAAAUACGUAGCGUGCCAUCAAAAGUUUGUUAAAAUUAAUAAUUUAACCAAAUAUCACAUGGAUAUGAAUAGUAUUUCCGUGAUAUUGCUUGUAUUAUACAAUAUACAUAAUAUACUCCAAAAUAUGCUACAAUCGUUUAGUUAGUUCUCUCCCUUCGUUUAAAUAUUCAAAAAUUGAGAAAUAUACAAUUUAGGAUGAAAACUCGAGAUCAGCAUUACAACAUGAAAUUAUAAUUUAUGUAACUAUGUAUUUAAUAUAUUAAAUAAACUAGAUUCAUAUAUUGUAUAGGCCACACAUACGAAGUACGAAAACAAAUUAGUUGAAUUUAUUUUGUAAAAGGCGUUCAUGUAUUAUGGCGCUUUUCGAUUUUAGUUAUAUUUCAUUCCUGUAAAAUAACUACUUAUUAGUUAAGAAUGUACUGCAUUAGUGUAAAAUCAGAUUAGAGCAAAAAAAAUUCAAGUAUUUAUCGAGUAUAACUUUCGUAAACAAAUUCCAAAGUAAAAUAGAGCUUAAAGCUCUAUUUAUAAGAGUUAUGUUAUCCUCGGCCAUUGUUUUAGUAUGAGACGAGGUUAUCUGAAAUAGGUUUAAAAUCUUAAUACAUAUUGCUUUGUGCUGAAGUUGAAGUUAAUAUGAUUUUUAUAUAAUUUUGACCAUGCUCUAUGUAUGAUAAUGCUCUAAUGCGCCUUGCAUGGAGAUUUUAUGAUGUUGCAUGUGGCAGAUACUUUUAUUCUUGUAUUUUUUUUAAACUAUGUAAAUAUCUUCUAUAUGCAGCAUUGUAUCAUGAAUUUUAUUUAGUACAGCUUACGUUUUAGGUAGGCUUAUAAGUUAUUAAUUUUAUUGUAUGACUAAAUAUCAUUUUUUUAAUAGUAACGCAAAAUAAAUGAUGCACAAACAAAAAUUAAUUUAUUCUUUAUAUUUAACCUCAAUCGAUGUUUCUUUUAAAUAAAUAAAGGUUUUAUUUAUUUAGCAAUUGUUUUUGUUUGUAUAUAACUGAAUCGUGUAUUUGGACGAUUAAAUUAUUUUCGUGUGAUUGUAUUGACUUCUAUAAUAUCCAUAUUAGAUACGUAUUUUAUAAAACCACAGAAUUAUAUGAAACACUGCUAAUUGUGUAUGUUAUACUAUUUAACUAUUAAGUUAAACAUACCUAUCUUAUGCGAAAUGACAUCGAAACGUUUUGUGUAAUUAAAUAAAAUGUAUUC